Eruca vesicaria subsp. sativa (arugula) is the source of this 1896-nucleotide messenger RNA. NCBI's taxonomy places the organism in Eukaryota, Viridiplantae, Streptophyta, Magnoliopsida, Brassicales, Brassicaceae. The record is from the annotation of a GenBank genome assembly.
ACAUUUGCAAAAACUAGAUCCACAUUUCCUUAUCUGUCUCUCUCUCUUCCCCCAGUAAAUGCUGUCGCUAAUCUCUUGAUCCGAGAAAAAAUGGCAAGUCUAUCUUCGGAGGAAGACGAAGAGUGCUCUUCCGAGAGAUGCGGAAGCUACAGCCCCAGCGCCGACGUUAGCUGCCAGUCCGAGAGUUCAAGCAGCUUCUUCGGAGAAGCCUCUAGCCCCCGUAGGUUCUACUUCCCCGCGCCGGUCAUGCUCCCGGUCAUCGGCGGCAAAGACGUUGUCUGGGAUGACAAGACAGAGAAACAUGACAGCGACUUAUCCGAAAUUGAAAUGAUGAAGGAGAGAUUUGCUAAGUUACUUCUUGGAGAAGACAUGUCUGGAGGAGGUAAAGGUGUUUGCACAGCUCUUGCAAUCUCCAACGCCAUAACCAAUCUCUCUGCGACUGUGUUUGGUGAGCUAUGGAGGCUUGAGCCUCUUGCUCCACAGAAGAAGGCAAUGUGGCGUAGAGAGCUUGAAUGGUUACUCUGUGUAUGCGAUUCCAUCGUUGAGCUCAUUCCUUCCACUCAGCAGUUCCCUGGAGGAGGUGGAACCUACGAGAUCAUGGAGACUCGCCCUCGUUCUGAUCUCUAUGCUAACCUCCCUGCUCUUAAGAAGCUUGAUGCAAUGUUGAUUGAUAUGCUCGACCGUUUCUCUGACACUGAGUUCUGGUAUACUGAUCGUGGGAUUGGUCUUGGAGAUUGUGAAAAGGAGUCCUACGACUCUCCUGCUUCCCGUGGCGGUGGUGGGCGUCCUUCUUUUAGGCAGGAGGAGAAGUGGUGGCUGCCUUGCCCUAAGGUUCCACCUAACGGUCUGUCUGAAGAGACAAGGAAGAAACUCCAGCAGUGCCGGGACUUUGCUAACCAGAUUCUCAAGGCUGCAUUGGCUAUUAACGCCGGUGUGCUCGCCGAAAUGGAGAUACCUGACCCUUAUUUGGAGACAUUACCCAAGAGCGGGAAGGAAUGUCUUGGAGAGAUAAUCCACCAGUACUUAACUGCAAACAAGUUCUCACCUGAAUGUCUCCUAGACUGUAUUGAUCUCUCGUCUGAACAUCAGACUCUUGAAAUAGCCAACAGAAUUGAGGCUGCCGUUCAUGUCUGGAGACAGAAGAGCGGGAGGAAGCACAAGAAGCAGGUGAAGCAUAAGCUAUCUUCAUGGAGUGGCAAGGUCAAAGGACUUGUAAACGACUCUGAAAGAAAUGAGUUCCUUGCGCAGAGAGCUGAGACACUCUUGCAGAGCCUGAGGAUCCGUUUCCCUGGUCUUCCCCAGACAACGCUGGACAUGAACAAGAUCCAGUACAACAGGGAUGUAGGGCAUGGUGUUCUUGAGAGUUACUCGAGGGUGUUGGAGAGCAUGGCGUUCAACGUCACUGCCAGAAUAGAUGAUGUGUUGUAUGUUGAUGAUGCCAUGAGAAGAUCCGUCUCUGCCACGGAGUCGCCUCCCCUGUUCAGCAUAGGUGGGCUCAACGGUCGGCCUGCUGCUCAGAAACCAUUCUCUGCACAAAGCUCUCCCUACGGUUCCCCAUUUGCUACACCUGCCCUAAGUAUAGCAUCGAGGAGCCCUAGGAGAGCACCGCUGCUGUAUAGGAGCGGCACGAGAGAAAAGGGAAUAAUGGGUGAAUCAGAGAAAGCAUGGUCGUAUGCUGGAAAUCUGAGCUCAAGAAGAGUGACUGGAGUGACACCGGAGAGAGAUUAAGGUUGAAGAGUGAAGAUUGAAGAAUGUAUAUCAAGGGUGUUAGUCGUAACGUAGCAUUUGUAUGUUGUGAAGUUUAUAUUGUUUGUCUGACUACGAUGAGUAUGGUAAUAGCAACAACGUUUAUGACAAAAAAAAAACUCUGUUACAUACUUCCUUUCCUCUCUCAUU